Molecule: messenger RNA, 1314 nt
Organism: Bipolaris maydis ATCC 48331
Lineage: Eukaryota; Fungi; Ascomycota; Dothideomycetes; Pleosporales; Pleosporaceae
Source: RefSeq, a predicted model, not a curated record
ACAAACGAAGAGUUCUUAAAAUCUUUACAAGACCACCCGACUACUUGGACGUUGGCUUCGAUUGCAUGGCUUCUGAGCUGUGCUUUUGUUUGGAAAUUGGAACUGAUGGCGCUCGAACGAAACAUGGCAUCGCAUCAUGCGAAGAAUAGUCUUGACUCCACUUCCGAAGGUACUGGCGAUAUCGGUGAACUGAAAAAUUUGCCGUGGUAUAUGCCGGAAAUAGGUAACAAGCUCAACGAAUCGAUGCAAACGUUGUUGGAAGAGUAUGGGAGCGUUCCACGAUACAUUCAAGAAGAACAUAUCCACCGGAUCCGUGACGCAGCCUUUGAGGCCCUACCGAUCGGAACAAUUGGCGAAUUCUGGUUCCUUGUCCUUGGGCUCGCUGAACAUCCAAUGUACAAUCACAUCGUCAAACGGCUGACACUUGGAAGCGAGAGUCUCCGGCCGACCUUGAUCGAUCUGGGAACUUGCCUUGGUCAAGAUAUACGUAAGCUGAUAUACGAUGGCGCAUCGCCUGAUCAGCUUCUGGGAGUAGAUAAGUUUCCGCAAUUCCUGACUGUCGGCCACGAACUAUUUCAAGACCACGCAGUCACCAAAUCAUGCUUCAAAACUGCAGAUAUCUUUGGAGAGGAAGAAGCUGGUGUCCUUGACACGACCAGAGGCUCUUGGGAUAUCGUGACUUCUGCGCAGCUGUUGCAUGCGUUUGACUGGGCGAAGCAGAAGCAAGUAAUAAAGCUCAUGUUCCAACUAGCACGUGGAAAAGGUAGCUGGAUAGCAGGUUUGCUUACUGGUGGUCUACAAGGUCAUUCAGUCCCUGUUCCACCUCCACUGGUUCCUGUCGGCGUACAUGUGGAACGUUACAUCCACUCGGCGGACACACUGCGACAGCUCUUUCAAGAAGCAUCCGAUGAAGCGCGACUGUCUGUCAGCAUUGAUGUGCGAUAUCAAGAGGACCCUAAAAGCUUGUACACGAGCGAGAUCACAAAGGGUUUCUUUACUUCUCCGGAGGCGAGACUUUUGUUUUAUUUUGUUGAGAUUCUUUGAGGGUUAGUAGGCGUGCGCGUUUUCUGUUUAUUCCAAGCGAUAUUAGUAUAAGAGACUGCGGCUCAUGACAAAACGCGUUCUUGAAAUGUGCAUGUGGGCUCAGAAGAGAGCAGAUAGAAAGUCGUAUCGAUGAGCCACAUAUAGCUUGGUACAUUUUGACAUCACCUCAAAUACUGACUCGCCUGGCGACAUCAGCCUCAAGUCUCACGACUCGCAUCUCUCCUUCCUCUGUAGUUCAUUCCAAUUUACAGAAGCAACAAGCAUUAUCAU